AUGACUGAUCAACAUCAUUGUAUCAACUGCGGCAUAGCUACUUGGCGGCGUAAUCCUUCUAUAGGAUUACAUAAAAUAGAAGACGAAAGCAUUCUUUCAGUGAUACAGCGAUGGGUUGCACCUGAAGUGAUUUCAAGAAACAGAGCUCUCAUAUGUCACAGUUGCUGGGUGAGAGCUGAUAGAAACGCCCAUCAUUUUGUAUCUGCACCUUCUGGAUCCUCAACAUCAGUAUAUGAAACAAGUGAACAAGAGGAAUUGACUUUGCAGUCUACUUCAGGGGAUACUUUGCAGUCUACUUCACAGGCUACUUUGCAGUCUACUUCACAGGAUACUUUGCAGUCUACUUCACAGGAUACUUUGCAGUCUACUUCACAGGAUACUUUGUAG
Parnassius apollo (apollo) is the source of this 387-nucleotide messenger RNA. NCBI's taxonomy places the organism in Eukaryota, Metazoa, Arthropoda, Insecta, Lepidoptera, Papilionidae. The record is from the annotation of a GenBank genome assembly.